AUGGUCGACGUGGGUUUGAAGCUGGUGACAGAACGGACUGCUAUAGCACGAGCAAAGGUUUUUGUGGGACCCGAACUGAUGAAACUCGUACGAGAAAAUGGUCUGAAGAAAGGUGACGUACUUAGCGUUGCUCGCCUGGCGGAAAUUGUGGGGGCCAAGCAGACGUCCAGCAUUAUCCCUCUGUGUCAUAACAUAUCUUUAUCCUCUGUGGCUGUGGACAUUGAACUGGACUCUGCUCUCAACUGUGUGAUUAUAACUGGCACGGCAAAGUGUAGAGGGCAGACGGGCAUGGAGAUGGAAGCUCUCACUGCUGUAUCGGUGUCUGCCUUAACAGUGUAUGAUAUGUGCAAAGCUGUGAGUCAUGACAUUGUGAUAUCUGAAAUAAUGCUUCUGGCCAAAAGUGGGGGAACUAGAGGAGACUUCCACCGGACAUGA
Schistocerca americana (American grasshopper) is the source of this 435-nucleotide messenger RNA. RefSeq names its product molybdenum cofactor biosynthesis protein 1-like. Gene Ontology annotation, biological process: Mo-molybdopterin cofactor biosynthetic process. The transcript has a single exon. The coding region runs from base 1 to 435 and encodes 144 amino acids. The record is from RefSeq and is a predicted model, not a curated record. Lineage: Eukaryota; Metazoa; Arthropoda; Insecta; Orthoptera; Acrididae.